Suillus paluster is the source of this 860-nucleotide messenger RNA. RefSeq lists its product as uncharacterized. The record is from RefSeq and is a predicted model, not a curated record. The transcript is spliced from 2 exons. Bases 109 to 645 code for a protein of 178 amino acids. Gene Ontology annotation, biological process: mycotoxin biosynthetic process. Lineage: Eukaryota; Fungi; Basidiomycota; Agaricomycetes; Boletales; Suillaceae.
CCCUGUGGCGCAGGGCCUGUCACUAGCACACAGAGUUCAUGAUUUCUCGCGCAGAACUAGUAGUUGGAUGGAUGUUCGGGAUGCUUAGUAUGGUUGUCACCGUAUGGCAUGCUCACAUCAAACUGCAGCCGACACAACAUCGCAAAAUCGAUAGAAUACACUUAUACUGGUGACGAUUAUCCAUGGGAGUUCCCUGUCGACCUCACGCAUGAAGCCGUUGCGACGACUCUUCACGAGAGUGUGCAUUUUUCCCUCAAUGAAUCCGACGCGGUGGCUCGACUCGAGUGGGAGAACCUCGCGUCGUGGCCGAAAGGCUUUGGGCGCACGCACCUAGGACCACAGCACCGAACUUUCGUGAUGGUUUUCCAGCAUCAGCACCACUGUUUAUGGAAACUUGAGACAGCUCUCCUCGACCCCACCGAUCCUGAAUCCUUACCCCAUCACGUAAAUCACUGUUUCAAUUAUCUUCGGCAGACUUUGAUGUGUGAGGCCGCACAUACGCUGGAGAUAGGAGACUUUCUGAGCGUUAAUUAUGAGAAGGACAGAGUGGGGGACACAUUGGUAUGCAGAGACUGGGAAAAGGCAUAUUCUGCACUUGACGAGAACUACGAACAGUGGGUGCAAUGGAGGGAGCAUUGGGACUAAGCUGAUAGUAUUUGGCGGACUCGAAACGUUAGAUCAAGUUCAAGUUGUACCCAGUAUCUAAGCGACGUCACACAGCCGCUUAUGCUGAGCCGCGGUCGCUCAUCUUGUACUAAGUAUGAUAAGUAUUGUAAUCGGUUGGGUUGUGGUCGCUUCGCCGGAGGCCAUCACCCCGGACAAUCUGCGGGACUGUAAAUGCCAAGGUUUCGCUGAGUGCC